This is a messenger RNA of Triticum dicoccoides, 688 nucleotides long. RefSeq lists its product as uncharacterized. The record is from RefSeq and is a predicted model, not a curated record. NCBI's taxonomy places the organism in Eukaryota, Viridiplantae, Streptophyta, Magnoliopsida, Poales, Poaceae. The transcript has 3 exons. Bases 115 to 426 code for a protein of 103 amino acids.
UUCGCAGCGACUCUUCCAAAAAAAUCCCCUUUCAUCUCCCCACCGCUGCCCGUCCCCAUCUGCCGUCUCCCUCUUGCCCCUCGGCGACACCGGCCGGCGGCGGCGACGGACGGCAUGGAUCCAGAGUUGUGCCCCUGGUUAUCCCCAUCUCUCGCACCCGAUGAAGGCCUCCCCACAGGCGCUACAACACGAACUCCCCCUCAUGGCGGCGACGCCGCGGCAGUGCGGCGGCCGAUUGGCGCAGGAAAGUAUCACAAGUUCCUAGGUGUGCAGCAAUCGCAGAAGCAGUGGAGAACAAGAUCCUUCAUAGCUUCUUGGAGAAGGAGGAUUUCGGAGAGCAUGUACAACCAGAUGGCAAAGUCGAUGUUAUCAUUCACUGACUGCCGCCUUCAUAGGAAAAUCAACGAGCAUGUUGCUGCAGCUUAAAGACUUAAAUACUUCUGCUCCUAGCUAGCUAUAAAAUUAGAGCAGAUACAUGUAUAGGUAUAGUAGCAUCUGUUGCUUUAAGUUAAAAGUCUAAAGUUAUUUUAAUCUUGCUUGCACAUUAUUAGAAGGUAGUUGGAAAAGGCAUAUGUCAUUAUUUUUAGGAGUUGAGAAACUACUUGUCUUCCUAUCAUGGCUGCAAGCUGAAUGUAAGAAACUAGCAAUAGAUUGAAAUUUGCGAGAGCAGAUGCAUUGUUUGGUGUAU